Messenger RNA from Lecanosticta acicola, 1250 nucleotides. Lineage: Eukaryota; Fungi; Ascomycota; Dothideomycetes; Mycosphaerellales; Mycosphaerellaceae. The record is from the annotation of a GenBank genome assembly.
AUGGCCAAGACCAGUACUGCGACGACGCUGUCGCCGCUGCCGCCAGGAUUGCGCCGUGGUAUGAUUUCUGUUACGUUCAUCGGAUUUCUGUCUUUUGCAGCGGCAUCUCUCCUUUUCAUGCAUCUGGUAUAUCGGAUCAUCACAUGGAAGCAUCGAGGCUACGCAAGAUUGAAUCAGUAUGUGGCCCUGCUCACAAAUCUCAUAUUCGCCGACGUAAUUCAGGGCAUUGGGUGGUCCUUGGACGUGUUAUGGUUGCGGCACGACAGCAUCGACGCGGGAUCAACUGCUUGCUGGACGCAAGGCUGGUUCCUCACCACUGGAGACGUGGGGAUCUGCGUCUUCAGCUUCUUGCUGGCGGUACAUCUCUUCGCGGAUAUCGUGUUUGAUCGGAGACUCCGGCAUAUCCCGUUCCUCGCAUGCCUCGUGGCAUGCUGGAUUUUUUCCUUUUUCUGCGCUUCAAUCGGAAUUGCCGUCCAUCCAAAGGACUUUUACAUGCGGGCUGGUGCCUGGUGCUGGAUUCAUGAAAAGUACAUGCCCGAGCGACUCUGGUUGCAUUACUUUUGGAUUCUGAUCUGCGAAUUUGCGACUGUGGUGCUCUAUACCUUGAUGUUCGUCAUCUUGUGGCGAAGAGUCAAGGUAUUCUUCUACUCCAAUGGCGAUGUUCACCUGCGUGCAGAGUCUGCAGCGAGAUGCGUCAUCUUCUACCCCCUGAUUUACACCGCGUGCACUCUCCCGGCUGUGGUCAUUCGGUUGCGGGCAAUGACUGGACACAAAGCCUCCUAUGCAGAGCUUUGCGCAAUUGGAGUGAGUUCCUUCUUCCGGGGGGUUGAAAAGCUGCUGACUGAAGCAUGCUUAAGGUCAUGAUUGGCUCCAAUGGAUGGGCGGACGUACUACUGUACACCACCACACGGCACUCUCUGAUUUUCGGACCCGCCAUACCGGACGCCGACGCAUCUGCACUGGAUACGUUUGGAACCUGGCCAGGUCGACGUCGCGAAGAAGCCGUAGGGAUCGAGGAGGGCAUCGGAACCCAAGAUCGCGAAGUGCGACCAAAUAUGAGCCAGAGUGAAGACCGAGAAAGCAACGAGGAUCUAUUCCGUGCCGGAAAUAUUCUUCGCGUUGGUCAAAAUUUCGAUAUCCACAGAGUCGAGGCCCGGCCCCGAGAGGGCAGAGAAAGCGAGAAGAACCAAGUCAGUGGGCAAAGUCGAAGAAGUUCCGAGAAAGCAACUGCUGAGAUUGAAUUAUCAUGA